Molecule: messenger RNA, 1819 nt
Organism: Prorocentrum cordatum
Lineage: Eukaryota; Dinophyceae; Prorocentrales; Prorocentraceae
Source: the annotation of a GenBank genome assembly
GGGCGCGCCGCCCAGGCCGGCGCGGCGGCCGCGGCCAUGGCGUUCCGGCCGCCCUGGCGUUCCUUGGCGAGGCGCUGCCUCCGCGGGGCCCGGGCGCGGGGCGCCGCGCCGCAGCGCGGCCGCGCCGCCGUGGCCUCCUCGCAGGAGCACGAGGACCUGGGCCCCGCAGCUCCGCGCGAGUCCGCGGUGGCCGCGGUCGCGGCGCUCCACGACGAGGGCUCGAGGUUCCGCCGGGAGCUGCAGGGCCUCGCGGGGCGCGCGGGCCCGGGGGCGUCCGAGGCGAUCGAGGCCGCUGGGGCCCGCUUCGAGGACCGCCUCGAGCGGGCGCUGGCACGGGGCCUCGCCUCGUCGCUGGCUCGCGGGGCCCCGCAGCCGGGGGCCGAUGGCCGCGCAAGCGACGCCGAGCUCCAGGCCGGCGACAGCAGCAGCAGCAGGAGCGCGCCAGCGGCCACGAUGGCCGCCGACGGCCUGGAGGCGGUGCUCCGCUCCGCUUUCCGAGGCCUCGGCUGCAGCACCGUGGCCGUGCUGGACCGCUGCCGCCUGGGCGACCGGGGUGUGGGCGCCGAGCUCCCAGACGGGACCUGGAUCCAGGCCUGGAUCAGCGGCGGCCGUGUGCUGUGGGUGCUGCCGGACGUGCCAGCGCUGAGCGAGCUGGCCCGCGACCCCGAGCUCAGCGGGUCCGUCCUCGCAGGCCUGCUGCAGUACGGGGCGGGGCGGACGGAUAGCUUUUUCCUGACGAGGCAGCCGCUGGCCGUCGGCUACAAGUUCGGGCCGCUGCACCACGAGGUGCUGAGCUCCCCAGCCGCGCUCGGCAGCAAGUUGGAGGACACGAUUCUGCUCGUGCAGCAGCAGGCUCGGAUCAUGGCGCUGGAGGGCCGGGUCGCCCGGGCUGCCCUGCCAACGGGCGCCCCUGCCACCAAUUUUGCGCUCGCUGCUCCGCCCGCGGCGGGGGCGCUGCCAGCGGCAGCCGCGCCGAGGGGCCGCGCGGAGGAGGCGCUGCCCACGGAGGCUGUUCCGGCAGGCCAGGCGGAGGAGGCCCCGGAGGCGCCGCCCGUGCAGGCCGCGCCGGCGAGCGCUUCGGAAGUUGUUGCGUCGGCGCCGCCCGCCGCUGCCGCCCCGGCGGGCCACGUGGAGGCCCCGGAGGCGCCACCCGUGGCUGCGACAGAGGCUGCGUCGGCGCCGCCCGCCGCUGCUGCCCUGGCGUGCCGCGCGGGAGAGGCCACGGAGGCACUGGCAGCCGUGGAGGCGGUCCCAGAGGAGGCCGCCCGCACAGCGCCCGCGGAGGCCGUCGACGGCAAAGCAGCAGCGUGGUUCGAGCGCGUCGAGGGCCUGUACCUGGACCCGCACUCCGCCGUGAGCGCGUUCGACGAGGGCCCAGAGCGGUGCUUCGAGAUCUCGGUCCAGGACAGCCCGAGGCGCAGGGUGGGCAUGGAUUUCAUCCGGAAGUCGGUCAUGGACUUCGAGCACUUCGCCGCCCACCCGGCCGCCUACCGGGCGGCGGCCGAGGCGCGAGGCUACGCCAUGGAGGUGCAGGCCCAUGACAAGGGGCACCGCCGCUUGAAGAUCACCUGGACCGUCGAGGAGGGAACCGCCGCCGACGACGAAAGCGCGGCCGAGGCGGAAGUCGCGGCGCCGCCUCGCGGGGGCCGCCGCGUAGGCAGCGACGGGAAGAGCCUCGCGUUCCUGGAGCUGCCGGGCUGCUAGCGGCCCCCCGCGCGCGCCUCGCGGCCGCGCGCCUGGGGCCGCCGCCCCGCCGCGCGCGCAGAGACCGCGCAGAUGGCGCUUGCUGCACAGCCCGUCGACCUCUGUGGCCGCCCCC